UCAUGAAUUUCUUUCAACAUUGUAAUUAGAUUGUGUCCUUAGUAUAAUUAUAUGAAUGUCCUUAUCCGGUAAAAUUAGAAAAAAUUACGUGUACCUUUGUUUAGCAGAUACAAUAUUAUGAAGCUUGUAAUAUAUUCUAAUUUGUUGUUCACCUAUUUGUUGAACCAUGAAGCCUUAAAUCAUUAUCAUGGCUCAUGGUGGUCUUCCCGAGCUUCUUCAGCAGCGGUACGACGAGAACCAUAGGGGAAGGAUGAUAUUCACAGGACAACAGUUGGGUCCGUUACGAGCCCGGAGUGUGCACAAGAUUAAGGAGUUGGACCCUCGAUUCCACGAGCCACUCGCACGGGCGGGACUACUACCUUUCGCUCUCAUGAUGGCCGGAGCUCCCAUGGAGGUCGGUGGUAGGACACCUCUCCCGGCAAUUGAUGAGGCACUGCUCACAGGUCUCGUCGACCGCUGGCAUCCUGAGACACACACUUUCCACUUUCCUUUUGGUGAGAUGGCAGUAACACUGCGGGACGUGGCCAUGCUGACCGGGCUGCCAAUAAGGGGUGCCCCGUUAAUAGUUUCGCGACCCGCAAGGGAGCAGUGGAAGGGUUAUGUUGCAGAUAGGUUUGGUGUGCAAUACGACGGGAAGGAUGCUGGCCUCUCCAUGUCCUGGGUUCAUGGGCUGACACAGUUCGGUCCAUGCCCACUGGAUGCGGACGAGAAUACACUUAUGCAACACUAUGAGGUGUACUUAUACGUCCUGCUCGGAGGCAUCAUGUUCUGCAACACGGCAGGCGAUUAUGUCGUCCCACAUAUUGUAUGGUUAGCAGCCCACCUCGCGUCACAUCCUUAUGAGCCUACAUCUUACAGUUGGGGAUCUGCAGUGUUGGCUGCAACCUACAGAGGAUUGUGUGAUGCAACCCAGCGAACAAAGAGGAAGGCAACCAUUACAGGGUGCUUACAUCUCUUACAGUUAUGGAGUUGGGAGUACCUCCCGAUUUCCAGACCUUGGGUGCUCAAGUGCUACUACCCAGUUCACAUCUCUGAUGGCAUUGCAGAUGACAUAAGGCCAACGAUGGGGUAUCGGUGGAUUCAUGCCAGGCUAAGAUGGAGUCAGCAGCAAGACCAUGGUAACUACUCCAGGGUGAUAAGUGACCUGGACAUCCUUAGCGCUGAUCUAGUGGAUUGGGAUCCAUGGCGUAUGGCACGAGUAAAAGAAAUUGCAGAUGGUGGACUCCUGGCAUCCUCUUGUAGCCGUGACGCAGACUUAUGGUUGACCACAUGCUUCUUGUUGUACAUGAACUGCGUGGAAGUAUAUUCUCCAGAACGUGUACAGAGGCAGUUCGGGUACCGACAGGUGGUGCCUGUUCCAGCACCACGAGACGCCGGACGGGCGCACGAGUGGAGCUCAAAGGGGGGCGGAGGCACGCAGGACUGGGCAUCCAAGAAUGCCGAGUACAUACGGAGGUGGACAGAAUCAGCUGCGGUGGAUGUCAUCAUUACUGCUGGACAAUACGACGAGGUCACGUACUGGGACUACCUUGCUUGGUACCGUCCGCGCACGCGUGCCACCUUACUCAGCGGACCUGUACAGCCGGGCCCCAGACCCUUCCCCGAGGAUCGUGCCCGCCUACUUCAUACUGAAGAGGCCUAUGAGAUGCAUACGCAAGCGGAUCAACCUUUUGGGGAACCAAGCAGGUCAUCAUCGCAGAGGGAUCGUAACCCUCUCCGGGAGUACAUGAGGACAAGAGGAUCCCGCUUCCUAAACGCUAUACGUGGUCUAGCAUGGUGA
Messenger RNA from Phragmites australis (common reed), 1780 nucleotides. RefSeq names its product serine/threonine-protein phosphatase 7 long form homolog. Lineage: Eukaryota; Viridiplantae; Streptophyta; Magnoliopsida; Poales; Poaceae. Gene Ontology annotation, biological process: meristem maintenance; meristem development. The coding region runs from base 188 to 1780 and encodes 530 amino acids. The transcript has 6 exons. The record is from RefSeq and is a predicted model, not a curated record.